Messenger RNA from Racocetra persica, 1432 nucleotides. The record is from the annotation of a GenBank genome assembly. NCBI's taxonomy places the organism in Eukaryota, Fungi, Glomeromycota, Glomeromycetes, Diversisporales, Gigasporaceae.
ACAAGAAGAAGAGUUUGAAAAUAUAAAAAAAAAGAUUGAAAAAGAAAAUUCAGUUACUAAAUUAGAAGUAGAUAUCAAAGAAGAAAUAGAUUUUAAAACAAAAUAUAUUGAUCAAAAAAAGAAAAAUGAAUUACAUAUAAUACGGGAUCAAAAAAUUAAAUCAUUAAAAGGGGCAAUAGAUUUUUUACGUAUUAAAGAAGAAAUUGAAAAUGAAUCUUUAUUGUCAAAUUUGUUAGAUAGAAAUCUUUUUGAUGAUUUAAUUCGAACAAACAGUUUUUUAGUUGAAAAUCAAAGACAAUUAUUACAAACAACAAGAAAAAAACAGUUACAAUUGUUAGUAAACAAUUAUUACAACACGUUAAAGAAAGAAAUAGAGAUAUCAAAAGAUUUAGAACAAUUAAAUGAUAGUGAAUAUUUUGAUGAAAGAAUUGGUGAAGUUAGAGAAGAAUAUUUGAAUUCUAAUAAUUCAAAAGAAAAAUUACAUAUUUUACGAAGAUCGAGAAUUGAUCGAUUAUUAGAAAGUGAAGAAGAUCAAAGAUAUAAUCUUAUAAGAGAUAUUAUUAAUAACACAGAAAAUAUUAAAGAAAUAUCAGAUUUAUCAGAAAUAUUUACAGAUAUUAAAGUAUUAAAUCAAACUUUAUUAACAGGAAAUUGUGAUAAAUCAGAACUAGAAAGAGAACGAAAAACUCAAUAUAACAAUGGAUUAUAUGAUAUUAUUAAUAGAAUUAAAGAAUUAAAAGAAAAAGAAAAUACACCAAAAUGUCUUUUAGAAGAUGAUGAUAUACCAACAAGAAAUUUAGAUAAAGCAGAACAAAUUCGAGAUGCUUCAGGAUCUUUUGAUAAACAAAUUAAUUUUAUUAUUACUCAAUAUAAAAAACAUUAUCUAAUUAAAGAUAAAAAUUCAUUGUUAGAAGUGUUUUAUUUGAAUUGGGUUCUUGGUAAAGAUGAAAAAUAUUUGUUGAAUAAGAAGUUUACAAAAAAGAAGAUAAAUGAAGUAAAUAAUUUAGUAAAAGAUAUUAAUAAUUAUCUUUAUGAAGAACCACGUAAAAAAGCGAUAAUGAAUCAAGAACGAUUAGAGAAAAAUAAAAAAUUUAAAAAAUUACGUAGAUAUCCUAUACUUUAUCUACCAGCUGAAUUUUCUUGGGACAAUCCUUUAUGUGUAGAUCAAGAGAAGAUUGAUAUAAUUAAAAGUGUUGAUUUAGUAAUAAUUGAAUAUAAAAAAUCAUUAGCUAAUAUUUUAAAAAUUACAAUAGAAAAUAUCAAUAUAAUACAAGAUUCUUUAAAUCAAUUGGGUUUAUCAUAUGAAACUAAACACGAUAAAAAGAAUUUUUUAAAUUUAAUCACUAAAGUAUUAGUAAAUAGAAAAAAUGUAGAAGAAAUUAAUGAUAAUAAUAUAAAAGAAGUUUUUAGAUCAUUUGAAAUUUUGUAUUAA